AUGGCGUAUCCAAAGCAGACUUUUCAGCUGGUUAUGGUACCUCAUCGUCCUGUGCACACUGACGAAGAGAUCAACCAGGAUCUGGCACCGGCGUUCGGAAUUUUGCAGAGAGCUACAGGGCUGCAAGCUUUGUGGAGAGGCAAGAAGCAUGAAGACCGCUAUACUCAAGUUGCACUCUUGCUCUGGGAGAGCCUGGCAGCGAGCCACGCAUUCUUCACCAGUGCUGAUUACACCGAAUUUCACAGACUGAUUCAGGCUGCAAUGAACGGGAGACGGAUAGAAUGGCAGAGUCAUACCUUGAUCGAUACCACGGGUAUCGAUGACAAGUCCCACUUGUUGAGGACCCUCGAGUCGCCAGCAAUAGAGGUUGCUCUCACAAAGGUCGUCGAGGGCGGCGUUGCAGGAUAUUACUCGCAGUUCCGCAAGAUCGUGGUCCCUAUUUUAAAUGAUGACCCUGGAUGUGAUGGACACUUUGUAAGCCCCCUGGUCGAGAAUCCUCAAGACCAACUACUUCUGAUCAAUUGGAGAUCGGUUGAUGUAAGUGUUCAAUUGGCGAUGUGA
This is a messenger RNA of Cladophialophora psammophila CBS 110553, 561 nucleotides long. RefSeq lists its product as uncharacterized. The record is from RefSeq and is a predicted model, not a curated record. The transcript is spliced from 2 exons. NCBI's taxonomy places the organism in Eukaryota, Fungi, Ascomycota, Eurotiomycetes, Chaetothyriales, Herpotrichiellaceae. Bases 1 to 561 code for a protein of 186 amino acids.